CGUGAGGCAGAGGCUGCCAUCUACCACUUGCAAUUGUUUGAGGAGCUCCGCCGUCUGGCGCCCUUUACCAGCGACCCCACAGAAGCCGCCGCCGUGGGCGCCGUGGAGGCGUCAUUCAAGUGCUGCAGUGGGGCCAUAAUCAUCCUCACCAAGUCUGGCAGGUCUGCUCACCAGGUAGCCAGGUACCGCCCCCGGGCCCCCAUCAUUGCUGUGACUCGGAACCCCCAGACUGCCCGUCAGGCCCACCUGUACCGUGGCAUCUUCCCUGUGCUGUGCAAGGACGCAGUGCAGUCAGCCUGGGCUGAAGAUGUGGACCUCCGGGUGAACCUGGCCAUGAAU
This is a messenger RNA of Elephantulus edwardii (Cape elephant shrew), 339 nucleotides long. RefSeq names its product pyruvate kinase PKM-like. The record is from RefSeq and is a predicted model, not a curated record. Gene Ontology annotation, molecular function: magnesium ion binding; potassium ion binding; pyruvate kinase activity. The transcript is spliced from 2 exons. Gene Ontology annotation, biological process: cellular response to insulin stimulus; glycolytic process. Lineage: Eukaryota; Metazoa; Chordata; Mammalia; Macroscelidea; Macroscelididae. Gene Ontology annotation, cellular component: cytoplasm. The annotation marks the transcript as partial.